CUUUCUUCAGAAUUAUUGUUUACCCUGUCAAACAUGUCCAUCUCAAACAAUGAAAUGUUAGUUGAUGUAUGCGAAUCAACAAGGAAGAGUUUCUCGGACAAAUUCUAUCCACUCACAACCGAACGAUCACAAGCUAUCCAGAGAUGCACGGCAAUUGUGAAAAUAGACCGUGGCUCAAUUAGCAAGAAUGGGCCUAAACUGCGCGCACAUACCAUCCUCUCUGAUCUUUGGUUAUACUGUCCGGAGGUCUUUAUCCUUUGCGCAUUAUCAACGUAUCCAACAAAAAUUGGUGGCCUGAAAUCGGACGAUUAUCUUGAAACGAUGUUACGCUGGUGGGAAAAUGUGGCGCACCCAAAGGGAUUGACCGCGGUCCUCAUACAAUAUCCAGAUAUCCUACCAGGAAAGCCAAACAUGCCAUCACCCUCUUCAUACCCCGCCCAUUUGCAGGAAAGUGAUCUUAUCGAUUUCCUCACGAGUGGUUCGAGAGCACACGGGCCGUUGACAAUCAAAGUGCCAGAUGACUAUGACGAGAUGCCUGUUAUUGAAAUAUCUCGAGAAAUGUGCCAAGACCUGAUCCGAUUCGUGUUGGAAAGACAGAAGGAAAGACUGAGCCACGAGUUCAAGGCUACUGAGGAUAGACAUAUAGGACCGUAGGUUCUCCGUACAGCAUACAGGUCUGACCAGGAGAGAUAUUUGCCAGUUGAUAUCCAGUUUCGCCGCGACCAGUAUAGAUUAUCUUUGGUUCCUUGCCGCCGCCAGUUACUUGAGCAUAUCCAAAACCGCUACUUUUGUCCACGACAACCGCACAAACAUUCGGAGCUUGUUCAUUCUUAAAGUCGUUUUCGCCGGUGGUUUCGUCAGGAGCAAUAUGGACACUUUUAUAAUCUGUUAACUAGCUCCGUCAGUAUGCACUUACAUCAACAGGAAGGCCAAAAUAGUUACUAGCAUCUCCGCGUUCUCCCGCAAUUUUAUCUUGUCUUCCUCCUUUCGAGAUGAGCUCAUUUGUGACGGAUAGGAAAGGAAAUCGUCG
Molecule: messenger RNA, 1030 nt
Organism: Aspergillus wentii DTO 134E9
Lineage: Eukaryota; Fungi; Ascomycota; Eurotiomycetes; Eurotiales; Aspergillaceae
Exons: 2
Coding region: 34-654 (206 amino acids)
Source: RefSeq, a predicted model, not a curated record